GGGAAGAAGUAACCGAAGUGAAGUGAGCUGCUAAUGAAUUUGAAUUCCGGAGCUACGAUCUCGAUAGUAGGAGAACACGAUUGGAGAUGGUGGCGUAAAUUAAAAUCCUGAGUGCGCAAGAUCAAGCAAUGUUAAAAAUGAGCAAGCAAUUAAAAAGGUAUCUUCUCUGGUUUGCUCACGAACAUGUUGACUUUCGAGUGGCAGAAAUGGAAUCUAUAUUUGAUAUGUUCAACAUUAACCUAACCACAGUAGUCAAGCCAAAGGAACAUCCUUAUUGGAUUGUAGAUUUGCCUGACGAAAAUGUAGUGCAUCAAAUUGCCAGUAGAGCAGUGUCAUUACGCUUCUGUUUGGAGCUAUGGGCACAGGGCAAAGAAAAUAAGGACUUACACCAAUCAUUGAAGGCCUAUGUAACUGAAAAUUCUGAUACCGUUGCUGGAGAUAAGAGACCAUUUAAAAUUGUAGUGGAGACUUUCUGCAAACAUUUUUCGCAACGUGAAAAAGUAGAUAAAAUUGAGUCUUUCAGUUAUCUGCCUCUUGAAGGACCAGUCAAAUUGAAGAAUCCAGAUAUCACUUUGUACUAUAUAGAAUAUUAUGGACUUAAUCCCAACGACAUCCCCGAGGAACCCUACGAACACUUCUUUGGCAAAUGGAUUGCCGACGGUCAGCGAGAGUUAAUUCAAAGGUUGUCACUAAAAACUAGGAAAUUUAUAGGCAAUACGUCAAUGGACCCGCAGUUGUCGCUGAUAAUGGCAAAUCAAGCGCAAGUUAGAAACGGAGACCUAGUUUAUGAUCCUUUCGUGGGGACCGGCUCCUUGCUGAUCGCCGCAUCUCACUUUGGGGGAUACACGUUCGGGACCGACAUCGAUUAUUUGAUGUUACACGGUCGUACGAGACCCACGCGAAUAUCGCAAAAGAUGCGAGAGAAAGAUGAAAGUAUCGCAGCGAACAUGCAUCAAUACGGAAUGAGUUCCUAUUACAUUGAUGUCGUGGUGGCAGAUUUUUCAUAUCCACUGUGGCGACCGAAUUUACGAAUAGAUGCUAUUAUAACGGAUCCACCUUAUGGUAUAAGGGAAGCUACAGAGCGUAUAGGUACCAUGAAGAUCAAUCCAGUGAUAGAGGAGCAUCAGGCAACCUCUCACAUUCCUUCUAAAAUUGACUACGGCCUGAACCAGAUAUUCAAAGAUCUGUUGUGCUUCUCUGUGAGACAUCUGAGACUUGACGGCAGGCUAGUGUGUUGGUAUCCGCUAUUCAGAGAUCAAUACUCAGAAGAUCAGUUACCAGUGCAUCCUUGCUUAGAGCUGAUCGCCAAUUCCGAACAAAUAUUGAGCAAUUAUACUAGCCGAAGAUUAUUAACUUAUAAGAAAAUUAAAGAACCAGAGAUAAGUGACGAGAAUAUCACCAUGAAUUUAACCGACUUUCGUGAGAAGUAUUUCGCUCUACGUGAAGAAACCAGGAAGGAAAAGAGAAUGAGGAAAGCCGCAGAAAGAGCGAGAAAACGAGAGGAAUGGGAACGUAGCAACAAAGAAACCACCGAAAGAUGACUGUAGAGUUGUUUUAUUACAAAAAUCGACAUUACUUGUUUUAAUUCAAUCUGAUCAGUAACUUUAAUUAUUUAUCAGAGUAUGAGUUGAAGCUUUUGAACAGUAUGUAAUAAAAAAAGAGUUUAAAUUGCUACAAAAAUGUAAUAUUGCAGCUUAAAAGCUGCUGCAACAAUCUUGAAAUAAAUAUUUUUUGCACACUU
This is a messenger RNA of Ooceraea biroi (clonal raider ant), 1741 nucleotides long. Its product is annotated as tRNA (guanine(10)-N2)-methyltransferase homolog. Gene Ontology annotation, biological process: methylation. Gene Ontology annotation, molecular function: tRNA (guanine(10)-N2)-methyltransferase activity; nucleic acid binding. The record is from RefSeq and is a predicted model, not a curated record. NCBI's taxonomy places the organism in Eukaryota, Metazoa, Arthropoda, Insecta, Hymenoptera, Formicidae. Gene Ontology annotation, cellular component: cytoplasm.